Messenger RNA from Perca flavescens (yellow perch), 2566 nucleotides. RefSeq names its product C-type lectin domain containing 14A (gene clec14a). The transcript is spliced from 3 exons. The record is from RefSeq and is a predicted model, not a curated record. NCBI's taxonomy places the organism in Eukaryota, Metazoa, Chordata, Actinopteri, Perciformes, Percidae. Gene Ontology annotation, molecular function: calcium ion binding. The coding region runs from base 126 to 1394 and encodes 422 amino acids.
GAGAGAGAGAGAGAGAGAAACUGUGAAAACACAACACAGAAGGAAGAGAGUGGCUGUGGAAGCUGAAGAAGGAAACUCAGUCAGACGCCGUAGUUACCGAAACACUUGGUUUCCAAAGACUCAAGAUGAAGUCCUGGUUAUGUUGGAUUCUGAUCCUGUUCAGAAAUGUGUCGGCUGACCCGGCUCCACGCUACACCGUCCACCGCACGCCGGUCAGCUUCGAUCAGGCCGCAGAGCGCUGUUCCCCCGCCGGCAUACUCACCACGCUCGCCACAGAGCAGGAAGUCACGAAUGUCCUGGAGGCAGUGGCCGCAGCGGCCACGGCUCCACAUCUCAGAGAGUUCACCUUCUGGGUCGGGCUGAGGAAGCUGAAGGACGAGUGUGUGGUUCCCACGCUGCCGCUGAGAGGAUUCAAGUGGACGAACAACGGCAGCGAGGAAUCUCAGGUGAGCCGCUGGGCCAAGGAACCCGAGCACACCUGCACGUCGGCUCGCUGCGCGGUGCUGAAGGGCGAGCUGGACGGGUUGAAUGUGACACGCUGGGGUCUGAUCCCCGUCUCAUGCAGGACUGAUAACAACUACAUCUGUAAACUCACAUAUGCCGAAGACAAGUCUAAUCAGCAGAAACCUGAUCCUGAACCAGAACCCACUUCACCUGAAGCACAUGAACCUGAAACACAACAUACUAAAGCACAACCUGGUCCUGGUUCUCAGCGAGAACCGGCUACAACAGAACCAUCUAAACCUGCUAAAGACACAACACAACAACCUGACAUGAAGCCUAAAACUACACCUGUGCUGCAGGGUUCUGGUUCUGAUCCGGUGGUGCGGUCGGACUCCUGUCAGCCCCUCCACAUCCCCCGCGCCCGCUCCAUCAGUCGGGACCUGGCAAACAGCAGCAAGAUCCUGGUGGAGUGCUGGUCGUUGUCUGCACCGCUGGAGCUGCGUUGCUCGGGCUGGCCGGCAGUGUGGCGGCUGCCGGACGACUCGCCAGCCAACUUCACCGACAUCUGUGCGUCAUGUGACGCCGGCUUCCAGAAAGACGCUUCAGGAAACUGCGUGGACGUGGACGAGUGCAGCGUUGGCGGCAGCAGCGGUCCGUGCAGACACAGCUGCCAGAACACGGCGGGCUCCUACAGCUGCUUCUGCUCCGACCAGAGCGGGAAUCAACUCAGCGAGGACUCGCCAGAGUGCGCCGAAGCGGCCACAAGCGGCGUCCUCGUGGUGGCGUUGGCUGCCGUGGCGACGCUGGUGCUGCUAGUGGUGGUCGUCCUGGUGACGGUGAAGUGUUGCCUAAUGAGGCAGUCGAAGAAACGUGCCAUGAAGAAGGCAGAGAAGAUGGCAAUGGAGAGCAAGGAUUCAUUUGAAACAGCCAAUGAGAAAGCGGCAACAUGAGGGAGUUGUGAGAGUGACAUCAUCAUGUGUCUCCAAAAUACAGAGCGGUGAAGACCGCUUGUGGCUAGAAGGGAUACAGCUACGGCCGGAAGUUAUGCUAAAUUACUCCAAAUUACUCUAAAUCUCACAAAAUCUAGGCUAAUUUUGGAGCCAUAGUGGAACUUUGUUUGUGUUUUGUUUAUAUACCACGUUCACCGUGUCAGCAUGGUGUGUUAAUAUGUUGUUUGAUUUGUUUAAAAGAAGAUGAAUGGAACUAAAUGAGAAAUGAAAUGGACUGUAUGACCUGUAUACAGUGAGCAGGCCGUAUUGGUAUGAAUGGGUCACCGCACUGAAAGAUAUUUAAUGUACGGACAUGAAUUUAUUGGCAGCUCCUCAUUGGCCUAAUAUAGGAGUUGUUAAAAGACUCUACAGCUAAUAUAACAACAUCAUUCUAAUACUUUCAACCAGGAAACAUGUGCUCGUUCCUCUGGAGUGUUUUAACCCAAACCACCAUCUCUUUCCUAAACUUAACUAUUUGUUUUGGUGCCUAAACUUACCGUAGAUGUAUCCCCUUGAAGUCCCGCCCCUUUCUGUGUCCACCCUGGUACUUUAUUUCAGUAAAAAUGGUAGUGAACGGGGAGAGGCAGAUGAUGUUAGGUCCUGUCUUGAAUUGAGCCAUGUAUUACACACAUGAUGUUUGUUGCUUUUCCCAAAGUUUUUCUACUUUUUUCUGAUUUUUUAAUCCCUUUAACUGACAUUUUUGAUGUUUUUUCUGAUUUUUUUGUCUUUUGACUUUUUUAGCUAGCCAGCUAAACGUAGGUCAUGAAGGUGAAGUAUAUUGUGUAAUUCUAAGAUCAGAGCUUUAGGAUCUAACCCUUUUAACAUAAUUCUUUUGAACGUCAUUCUAUUGUGCAUUUUAACAUAACUUUGGACCAUCUUGGUCGGGAAAACACUGAAUUAUGUAACUAUAAAGACAACAAUUCUGAUGAAAGUUCCUUUAAUGCUGAGCCACAGGUGAGGUGGUAUUACAACUGAAAUGGAAUUAUGCUAAUACUGAAUGAAUUGGGCUCUUAGGGCUCUACAAUGCCAAGACUAAUAGGUAGCUACCACAGUGUGCAAAAACAGGGAAAAGUUGAUAAUAUAUAAUAAAUAAUAAUAAAUAGAUAAAUAAAUAAAUAAUAUAUUUUGUUGUG